This is a messenger RNA of Drechmeria coniospora, 1362 nucleotides long. RefSeq names its product tRNA methyltransferase Trm5. The record is from RefSeq and is a predicted model, not a curated record. NCBI's taxonomy places the organism in Eukaryota, Fungi, Ascomycota, Sordariomycetes, Hypocreales, Ophiocordycipitaceae. The transcript is spliced from 5 exons. Gene Ontology annotation, biological process: mitochondrial tRNA methylation; tRNA N1-guanine methylation. Gene Ontology annotation, cellular component: cytoplasm; mitochondrial matrix. Bases 1 to 1362 code for a protein of 453 amino acids.
AUGAAUCUCUUUCGUCUCCCAGCCGCUGUCAGAGCGGCCGAAACGCUCGACAGGGCUCUCUUCUCGCGCACACUGCCAACGGCGGCCGCGUCGGUGCGUGACAAUCGGCUGCUUGCCAAAUACCGCAAGCAGCUUGAGAAGACCAACGAGAUGCUGCUCCUCGACAGGUUUAACCCCAUCGUCGCGGAUCCUGAUGCCAGCCUCGGGGGGCAGGGCAGGAAAUGCCUUAUUCUCCAACCCAGCGUGAAGCCAGGAGUUCCCGAGACAUGGAGCCCAGUCCUGCAAGAGGCGUCGAAGCUGGGAGACUUGACCGUUGUGCCGUUCGAGGUAACGAUCGGCUACGACUUGUGGAGCUACUUGGACGUGAUGAGGUCACUCUUACCGGAGCACCUCCAUGGCGAGAUCCCAGUUGGUUUCAACACAGCCGGCCACGUCGCGCACCUCAACCUCCGUAGCCAAUAUCAGCCAUACAAGCACAUGAUAGCCCAAGUGAUCGUCGACAAGAACCCGACAAUCCGGACCGUCAUCAACAAGACGGACAACGUCGGAACCGAAAGCGAGUUUCGGACGUUUGCGUACGAGGUGCUCGCGGGAGCCGACGACAUGCUCGUCGAGGUCAACGAGGCCGGUUGCGUCUUUCAGUUCGACUACUCCAAGGUGUACUGGAACACGAAGCUGGGCACGGAGCACCAGAGAAUCACGGGGCUCUUCAAGGCCGGCGAAGUGGUGGUCGAUGUCAUGGCGGGAAUCGGCCCCUUUGCGGCGCCUGCUGGCAAGAAGGGCGUCUUCGUCUGGGCCAACGACAAGAACCCGGAGAGCUACAAGUACUUGAGCGAGGUGGUUUCCGAGUUUGUCAAGCCCUUCAACUGCGACGGUCAUGAUUUCAUCCGCAAAGCCGCCGAUCUCGUCCUGGAGGCGUCGCGGCGCGGCGACUGCGCCGUGGUCAAGCCGGUGAAAGUGUCGAGAAGCGCGCCGGUCGAAUCCCGGCCGGCGCCCGUCCGCAUUCCCGUGCCGGCCACCGUCGCCCACUUCGUCAUGAACCUACCGGCGUCGGCGCUCGAGUUUCUGCACAACUUUCGCGGCCUCUACCAUGGCCAGGAGAGGCUCUUUGCCCCGCACACGGAGACGCGGCUUCCCAUGGUGCACGCCCACUGCUUCGCCGUCAAGGCAACGGACGCGACGGCCUUGGACGACAUCUGCGGGCGAAUCUACAACGAGCUUGGCGUCAAGUUCACGCCGGGGGAUGCGGCGAGGGAUGGCGAGGUGUCGAUCCACGAGGUCCGUGAUGUGGCACCCGCAAAGCGCAUGUUCUGCGCCAGCUUUCGGCUGCCGGCGGAGGUCGCCUUUGCCCCCCGCGCCUGA